Molecule: messenger RNA, 909 nt
Organism: Wallemia mellicola CBS 633.66
Lineage: Eukaryota; Fungi; Basidiomycota; Wallemiomycetes; Wallemiales; Wallemiaceae
Product: DNA glycosylase
Exons: 8
Coding region: 14-907 (297 amino acids)
Biological process (GO): base-excision repair, AP site formation; DNA alkylation repair; base-excision repair
Cellular component (GO): nucleus; protein-DNA complex
Molecular function (GO): DNA-3-methyladenine glycosylase activity; alkylated DNA binding; DNA-7-methylguanine glycosylase activity
Source: RefSeq, a predicted model, not a curated record
UCCAAAUGAAAUAAUGCCAUCAACGAAUUGGAACUUGAAUGAAAUAAAGAAACAUUACAUUCAUCAAGAUUAUCGAUGGUCUUCAAUCUUUGACGCUGUGCCUUGCAAACCAUUCGAACAAGGUUUAGACAAGCCUAUCAACCCAUUUAGAGUUAUUUGUGAAUCAAUUCUUGCUCAACAGAUAUCAUACAAAGCAUCAAAAGCUGUUUGUUACAAGUUUAUACGUUAUUUCUACCCACAUUUGCCUGAGAAAAGGGAGAAAGAUGAUCCAGAGGAGUUUCCAACUCCAGAACAAGUUGCUAAUACAGAGGUUUCUAGGUUGAGGGAAAUAGGGUUCUCUGUUAGAAAGGGAGAAUAUGCUGUUGGCUUAGCACAAGCUUUCGUGAGGGGUGAAAUCACACCAAGAAAGUUAAUUGAAGCAUCUGAUGAGGAGCUCAUGGAAAUGCUUACAAAUAUCCGGGGUAUAGGACCUUGGACAGUGCAUAUGCUGAGUAUAUUCAUGCUUAGGCGUGUUGAUAUACUACCGCCAGCGGACCUUGGAGUUCAGCUAGGUUUAGUCAAAUUUUGGCUUGGCCAUGAGCUAAAAGCAGCGAAGAAUCACGGUCAUAUUGAUGUAUCUGACGAAAAACAGAAUGAAAUGAUAAAUCAAAAUGACGACAUCAGAUCAGCUCAACAAUCAGUUACAAGUCUAGAUUCGAACGGAGCUGUUAAGGCGGUACCUCUACCGAAAGAGGCCCUAGAAAUCGGUCUAAAGGAAAGUGUACUAAGGGAGCGUUUAAAGAAGCGUUUAAAGAAGGGAAAUAUUUACUUGACAGCUAAAGAGUGUGAAGCUUUAACGGCUAAUUGGAGACCAUAUCGCAGUAUCGGUGUUUAUUAUAUGUGGAUAAUAAAAGGCGAUAAAGAGUAAAC